Messenger RNA from Diabrotica virgifera virgifera (western corn rootworm), 1413 nucleotides. Its product is annotated as cilia- and flagella-associated protein 251-like. NCBI's taxonomy places the organism in Eukaryota, Metazoa, Arthropoda, Insecta, Coleoptera, Chrysomelidae. The record is from RefSeq and is a predicted model, not a curated record. The transcript has 2 exons. The coding region runs from base 1 to 1413 and encodes 470 amino acids.
AUGGGGGAAGAGCGGCCGCAAGACGGCAGAACAGAAGAGGAAGAACAACGAAAAUUCGAAAAGGAAAUGUUAGAAUGGCGCGAAAAACAGCCAAAGAUGAAUAGGUCGGGUCCUCCAAAGCACUCGACUCUAGUAGGGGAUGACCUGUUAAAGGAAAUUAACAAAGAAGAGGAAAACGAAGGAGACAAAAUGGAGGAAGACCCCUCAGUGGAAAUUGUGAAAAUGGGGGAUAAAGAAGUAGAACGGAGAGAAGAAGAGCAAGGUGAGUCAUAUUGGCAAGAUAUAGAAGAGAGCGUCCUAACAGCUUUCCUGUUCGACGAAGCGGACAGGGAAGAAAUACAGCAAAACAAAAAAAGGAAAGGCGAUAGCCUAGAAAUGAACGAAAAAUUUAAACGAGAAAAGAGAGAAGAAAGCAAAAAAUACUCAGAGGAGACGGAAAACGAAAGAGUCCAAAGAAAAUUAAAAGAGGUAUUGGAGAUCCUAAAUGGUAAAGGACCUAUAGAGGGGGAGAAUAAGGCUAAAGCAAGAAAGUUAAUUGGAGAAAUAACCUCUAUCCAAAAUAAAACGAGUCAGAAUCAAAAUCAAACGGUGCAGGAGGAGGGUCACUUGAAAUGCGAACAGUGCAAAAUAAAAAUGGAACAAGAAAGACAAAAAAAAGAAACGGAGAAAAUAAUAAAAGCGUUAAACAAAGGGGGGGACAUAAAUAAUUUUAGCCAGAUAUACAAAAAGAAAUGGGAGGAGAAGAGCGACAUUAAAAAAGGAGGGGUAGAAAGUGUCAUACGGACCAUCCGGGAAGACGUAUAUGAAAUCAUCGAGGGAUGUAAAGAAGAGAACGUGGAAUACAUAGAGAAUGUCAAGAAAAGUUCCAUGGCAAGCGAAAGGAGGGAAUGGUUUACGUAUGUUGUAAAAAUAAAGAAGCACGGUAUGUACGAAAUGGCCGAGAGGGCCAUAAAGCAAAUUAAGGAAAGGGAAACGCCGCCGCAGACAAUACGAGUGAUAAUAAAUAAUGAGAUCAAUCAAGAAGAGGUGCGGAAAGCUUUGGAAUUCGUGGGUAGAGGGGAAAAUAUAAUAUGGGAAUUAGUUAUUCGAGGAAAAGAAAUGGACAAGGGAGCCAGGCAUGAACAGCAAGAAGCCCUGAUUAAAACAGGGGGGAAGAAGUAUACCGAUGUUCUAAAAGAAAUGAACGAAAAGAUAAACAUCGGGAAGAUAGGGGUGAAAGUAGAUAGAUUAAAGAAAACGGAAGGCGGGGACAUCCUCGUAAAAUUAAAGGGGAAAGGAGCUGCCGACAAAUUAAGGAAAGAAAUGGACACGAGGAUGUCCGGCUUAAACAUGGCUGUUAGACGGAAAGAAAACCACUUUACCAUAACCGGCAUGGAUCUCGGGUCACGGAGGAGAAGUUACAAAACGCUAUAA